UCUGCUGGUGCGCGUGGACCGUCCGUGUUCUUGUAGCUAGCGUUCGAACAUUAAAAGCUGCUGUCCCGCUGAUCAGCUGUGCUUCCUCUAGAGCCUGGAGCAUUGUGUGGAUACUGUCUGCUCAGCCGGAUUUUAGCGGCCUCUGUCAGACUGAGCUAGAAGCCUUUGACAGUAUUUUCAAAGGAAUAUUGAGAGUGACAGUUUUUUGGAAGAAAAGAGGAGUUUGAAAUGGUGAUGGCUGUGAUGUAGGUAUGCCUUUUGCUUGGUGGAUUUUGAGUCUUUGAGGAUUUUGGAUGUUUCUGUCACCACCUAACUAUUUAUGUUACUGCACAUUCUGUUUAGCAGUUAAUUAUGUGGGACACAGCCCAAUAAUGAAUGGCAGAAGGUUGGAAAAGCUCUUUUUUCUAGACUCCCAUCAAAAAUGCAAUCUGUGUUAGAAUGAGAGACUGCCUGAGGAAGUAGUAAUCGUCAGAAAGACCAAAGGGGCCCAAGUGCUUGUGCUGGUAACAGAAGAGCCAUCCUAUCAGUAGGUUGGCAGUGCCUGAGACAGCCAGGCCCUGAGGAUGACAAGCCUGUUUAAACGCAGCAGCAGCAAUGGAGGCUCCAGAAACAGUGGAAAUGGAGGUGAUGGAGGCAGUGGACAGGGGCAGCUUAACAACAGCAGGCCCAACCGACAAGUCAGACGCUUGGAGUUCAACCAGGCCAUGGAGGACUUCAAGACCAUGUUCCCCUCUAUGGACUAUGAAGUGAUUGAGUGCGUGCUGCGAUCCAACAAUGGAGCUGUGGAUGCUACCAUCGACCAGCUGCUGCAAAUGAGCAUUGAUGGACAGGGCUCAGAUGACAGCUCAGACUCGGAUGACAGCAUCCCACCAGAGAUAUUGGAGCGAACUCUGGAGCCUGACAGUUCAGAUGAGGAGCCACCUCCAGUUUACUCUCCACCUACAUAUGACAUGCACAUUUAUGAUAGGAAAUACCCAGAAGCCCCACCAACACCCCCUCCACGAUUUGAAGCCCAGCCUCCUCCAGGUCACCAGCAGGUCAGAAGCUACCGUAACUGGAACCCGCCUUUGCUUGGAAAUCUCCCUGAUGAUUUUCUACGGAUUCUUCCACAACAGUUAGACAGCAUUAAGAGCUCUCAGAAUAGUUUAUCUCAGCCAUCAUCAUCAUCCUCCUCUUCAGUUUCUUCAGUAAGUCAGUGGACAGCGCAGUCUGGUUCUGGGUCAGCUGCAGGAACCGCUGGAGGUCCUGGUUCAACAACAGGAGCUACAGAGCAAGACAAGAAACUGAAACAGUAUCUGGAAGAUGAGCGUAUUGCGCUGUUCCUGCAGAACGAGGAGUUUAUGAGAGAGCUGCAGCGCAACCGAGAGUUCCUCAUUGCCUUAGAGAAAGAUCGCUUGAAGUAUGAGUCAAAGAAAUCAAAGUCCAAUCAUUCAUCUAGCAUGGAGAAUUCCACAGGAGAGCAGUACUCUGCUGCUUCCAUGGAGGCUAUCUCAGAUGAUGCGCUCUUCAGGGACAAACUCAAACACAUGGGCAAAUCCACAAGAAAGAAGCUGUUUGAAAUUGCCAGAACAUUUUCAGAAAAGACAAAGAGAAGAAAGUCAAAAAGGAGGACGCUCCUGAAGCAUCAUUCCUUGGGCACAGCCAACUCUACAGCCAAUCUUCUUGAUGAUGUAGAAGGACACCCCUGUGAGGAAGAAGGGCAGCCUAGAAGAGCAAACACUCAGGAAGAAACUGAAAAACGCAGUGAGCCAAUAUUAUGAUCCUCCCGUGCUGCUCCAUAUCGGUGACCAAGGUGACUACAGCGUGACCCAUGGGCGAUGGUUUUGCAGCUCCUGUUCCCACUUACUCAAUUUACCUUUAUCCGAAUCAGCUGAUUUUAAGAGACCCGCACCCACACUUGGAGAGAGGAAUCGGACUGUACCCAGCCCUGGCCUCACAAUUUGUAAAUGCAUAAUCUCUGUAUUAUAACAUUUUGUUGAUAUAUCAUUUUAAAUAUAAAGGAAAACACAUUAGUUCUUACGGUAUUUGUUGAUGGCUUCCUUUUAAUAUGCUGACAGGAACACUAGUGUAGUGAUGAUCUUUCCAUAUGAACCCUUGAUACUUUUCCAGUCCUGUACAGUAACAGACUGUAUGUGGAUCCCUCAGGCUAGGCAUUUCAAAUCCAAAGUGUGUACAUGCAUCUUUAUAUAUAGAAAACCAUGUUUUUUUUUGUUUUGUUUUUUUAAACCUUGUUUUCUCAAGCAGAUUGUAAAAUUGAGCUUUUUUUGAUUGUCAGGAGUUAUGUAACUGAAUUUCUUCUGUGUCCAAAUAUUGUGGCCAUCUGUAGCUGCCUAAAUGUCAAAAUGGCUCCAUGGCCAAAAUAACCAUGAGGCUGUCUUUUAAAGGGUGGUGUUCUGGCAAAGCAGGGGACUGCAGGGUAUGGAGCAGUUUAGUAGUUUUCUUUGAUUGGCAAGGUGAAACAUUUCUUUUUAUUUUCAGUGGAUUGUUUAUUGUUUUAGUACUAAAGGUACUGUGCUGUUCCAACAUUAACCUAUGGUGACAGACUACAAGCUGUCAAGCCAGAGACAACAUCAGCAUUCUUAUUAAGCUCCAUAAGGUUCACAGGUUGAGUUUGGCGUUGGUUGCUGCCAUCUUGGGUUUUUGGGGGUUCUUUUUUUUUGGUUUGUUUGUUUGUUUUGGUGGCGUGAGGCCUGUUGUUGGUAAGUUACAGAGGAAUCAGUUUCUAAUCAGGUGCCAAGUUUCCAGAACUCUUGCAAUAAUCCCAAAGACAUUUUUGAGAGCUAUUACAGAAAUAAGAAAUAUCACUUGGACUGCUUUGCCAUAUCUUUCAGCAAAUCAUAUUUUUGUCUUUGUCAUCUCCUUAACUGAAGGACAACAUAUUUGUAAAUGAUGGUGCUAUGAACAAUGAUAGAGUUUGAUUUCCAACAAACUGGGGGGGAUGUGAAAUGUGAUGGGUGAACAAAAUGAAAAAAUGCACAUCAAAACUUUCUGUUUUUAUUUAUCUGUGUAGCUAUGAAACUACUGUGGAAGUGUAAUGCUGGGAAGAACAAAAGAAAUCAAGCAAACAAUGUGUAACUUAAGUGUAGACAGCUUUAAUUUAACAAAAGGGUUUAACAGAAGUGUUGCAUUAACUGUUCAGCAAUUUGCCAUUUUCAGAGGCUCAAAUUGGCAACCAGUUUCAGGACCAGAUGAGGCCUGUUCCCUUAUUAUUGCAUGGCACAGUAAUCAGAUAAAAGCUCUAGAUAUGAUUCCAAGUGUUGAACUUGUAUUUGAUAUCUUUUUGCUUGAGCCCUCAAAAUGAGGUUCACAGAGCUUUUAAUGCGAGUGAAGGAGUCCAUAAUUAGGUGGAAAACCUAAACCUAUCAGAGAGAGAGCCAAAACUUUAGGAGGGACCAUAUCUAAGAUCUAACAUUCUUAAAAAGCAGGAAUCCACUGGCUGAGAUCACUGGCCACAGCAGACAACUAAAAUGGAUGAUUGUAGAAUUCUUUCCUUGGUCAAGAGAAACACAACAUACCAGCCAAGUUGAGAGUUACACAUGAUUAUCAGGGUCUACAAUCAAGAGAUGCCUUCAUAAAUGUAAAUACAGGUUUACAGCGAGGUCCAAACCAUUGGUGAACAGGGAAAACCUCUAAAGGAGCCUGUUGAGUUCUGGAAAAAUUCUUUGGACAGAUGAAACCAAGAUGAAGUCUUACCAGAAUGAUGGGAAGAGAAAAGUAAGCCCAAAACGUACCAUAGUAACUGUCAAACAUUAUGGAGGCAAUGUUGUGGCAUGGGCGUGUGUGGAACCGGGCCACAAGUGUUUAAUGAAGUAGCAGGAUGAAUUCUAAUACGUACAGGUCUACACUCUGCUCAGAUUCAUCCGAAUGCUCCAAAACUGACCCAAAGCAUACUUCAAAUGGAACCCAAGAGUUUCUCAAAGCAGAGAAAUGGCCAACCCAGUCACCUGUUCUGAACCCAAUGGAGCAUGUUUUUUAGUUACUGAAGACAAGACUGAAGGCAAAAGACCCACAAAUUGAAGCUGCAGUAAAGUCCUGGUUGAGCAUAUUAAGGGAGGAAUCACAACAUUGAAGGUUCUAGAUUUCAGGUAGUCAUUGGAUACAAAAAAAAAAAAAAAUCAUCCAAUUAUUAAAAAUCUGAAAAUGGGGGAUUGUAUCAAAAUGGUUGUAAUUCCAAACAGUAAAAAUUAACAGCAAUAAUUUUGUUAAUCCCCUUAAAUUGUUUGAUUUAAAAUCUCAUACUUAGGAACCUAACUGUAUAAGUAAAGGCAAGAAAACUGCCUGAUUUGAAACUUUACAAAUUAAACUUUUCUGGAUUUGUGCUUAAUUUUGAAUAUUGUCUGUUCUGGUGAAUGAAAAUGCUCACAUGGUCUACAGGAUUGCUUAGCAAUGAGCAAUGUUUGAAUGAAUGAAAUUUGAAUUUGUCAAAGGACUACUGAUUAGAUGGUAAAAGUUGUGCAGCACUCUGCCUCUAAAGUGCCAGAUUAAAAAAACAAUCUCAUGAAUUGAUGGUGACUUACAGAAAGCUUAGACGUCAAAUUGGACUUAGAUUAAUUAGUUAGAUACAAACUGGACUUUAAAAUUAAUGCUAGUUUUGUUACCUCUUUUCUGCUAACAUUGUUCCAGGUGCAGAAGGCAGAAAUGGUUUCAGCACAUUUUACCUUUUGGAAACGGAUGUGUCCAUAGGAAGAAUAUCACAGCACACCGAAUCUGUGGUAGUCCUCUCAUAGAACCCGUGAUAUCAGUGACUAUCUUUGGACCCAGGAAUUUUGUGUUGCUGGUGCUAGAUGAACAGGUUGAUAUAUAUAUGUUGAGAUUUGGGGGGUUUUUUGCACCGGGGCAAAAAACAAGAAAAAUGAGAGCAGCUUUAAUAAUGGGCAGAAACAUGCCAAACACUGCACUGGUGCUUGAAGAGAAGAAGUCUUGGUAGUAAAGUCAGCAGUUUAAAGUAUUGAUGCUGGGAAGUAUGCUGUGUUUAUUCAAGGGACAAAUCUCAGAUCAGAAUUUGGUGAAAUAUUAGAGUUUUACUGUAUGCAUUGUCUUAUUUCUCAUGUAGAAUACUUUGAAGUGCAGGCCACACUGUCUUGUUUGAGCAUUGAACUUUAAGACCUAAACAAAUCAAUACAUGAUAACUUUAAUCUACUUUUUGGAGUUUUACAUUCAAAAAGUACACAUUGAAACAGCAGUAACUGUAUUAUUAUUAUAUGCAGUAAAAUGGCCAUUUAAACCUGAAAUUUUAAUUAAUUCAUUAAUUUUUAUAUCAAGGUAAUGUAUUCUAAAGAAACAGAAGGCAGUCCAUAUAAGUCACAGGAGUGUGAAUGGGUGGUUGGUGUUUGGUUUUAGUCUGACUUUUCAUCCAUUUCCUAAAAAUAGGGGUCAUUCCAUCUGAAGUCAGCGGAGACGGUGUUGAUUUGAUAUGGAAUGACCCAUAGCUUUAAUUCCAGAGCUUCUGUAUCUCCAUAUACGCUCAUAUCCCUGUUGUCUGGUGAAAUGUACCUUAAUGUGCAGACUUCCAGGGCAGUUGAGAGCAACGCCGGUCUGUCUGGUUGGUUGUUCUUUUAGGAUACUUUGAUGUGUUCUCUUCUCAGGGAAGUCCAACACAAUUAUUCUCUCCGAUUUAGAUAUUUUGGCACGCAUUAGAAGCACAAUCAAUCCGUACCACUUAAUUUCACUAAGCUUAAAGGAACAUUAGGACGUCCAGUUUGCAAUAGACCAGAGAUGUAUCAUUUUUAAGUAUUAAACAUUAUGAAGCAGCCAUUCAGCAGUUUGAAGCUUCUCUGAUUCCUCGCACACUUUUUUUUCCCCCUAUAAUGUUUGUACUGCUACACUCAAUGGUUAGUUCUUCCAAAACAAGGAAUUCUGUGUUCUGUACUUCAGUUUCCAGAGUUUUGUUAUUUGGAUGGUAAGUUAUUUUUUCUGAUCAAACAUAGGGUUAAUUUUUUUAAUUAUUGAAAUAUAUAUAAUUGCUGCAUUAGCAUUCUAUUAAAAUAAGGCAGAUUGAAGGAAAGUUUUUAUAAGUAUUUCCUGGACUAUACUAAGUUGUAGACUAAGAGCUGAGAUUUUGUCUUUACGUACCCACAUGUAGUUUAACCACAUCAGUGAUGUAAGAUGGUCCAAAAAGAAGUGAAUUUCUUUGUUAUUGGUGAGUUGUUUACAGUGCAUAUGAGCUUAUGACUCUGCUCCUUCUGUAAGAAUGUACACUAUAGACCAAGCAGAACAUACAUCCUCUUUUAAACACUUUCAUGAUCCAUGUGCUGUGUCUGUGUUUUCAGUCACUGAAAUGCCAAACAAGAAAAUAUUACCAAUUGUUUGAUUUCAGUUUCAUUUGUAACACUGUUUUCACACAUGCACUGCAGCCUUUAGCUUUUUAGACCUCACCUACAGUAGCAGAGGUGGGCCUGUCUUGAGCCUGCCAGCUCCCAGGUACAAAGUCCAUGUGAUGUGGAUUGUGCCAUUGGACAUAUAUUGCAGGUAACAGUCCAGUGCAGUCAUUGCUAGAGUCUCUCCAGCAUGGUGAAAUAUUAUUUACUGAUGUAUACUUCGUGUGUGAGAGGACAACUAUAGAAAAUAUCCCAACCUGAUUCUCCUCUCUGAAAUUCAUGUGGGAAAACCGGUUAAGCAAUUUUGUUUGGCUCAGUGGUGUUUGAAGAAGGCAGAGAUUAGAGGUUUUUUCUCCCUCUGUUUGUGAUUGUUGUUUAAAUUUUUUCCUACCCUGAUUUGUCUGUAAACCGUAUUUGUAAAUACAUUAACAUAACCAAUAAAGGUUUUUCUAUAAAGCAA
Molecule: messenger RNA, 6777 nt
Organism: Archocentrus centrarchus (flier cichlid)
Lineage: Eukaryota; Metazoa; Chordata; Actinopteri; Cichliformes; Cichlidae
Gene: cuedc1b
Product: CUE domain containing 1b
Exons: 12
Coding region: 564-1760 (398 amino acids)
Molecular function (GO): ubiquitin binding
Source: RefSeq, a predicted model, not a curated record